AUGUCCAUGUCCGCGCAGAUGGUCAUUGACGCGGAGGAGCAGCUCUCCCUGCUCUCGGUGAAGUCGGUGCAGCCGUCGCCGGAUACCUUGACCAAGCUGGUGAAGCGUCUGCGGACCCUCACGCUGACCCUACUCCCUGUUGAGGUGGAUCCUGCGAGCAUUAUUGAGCCUACGAGCCGGACGAUAACGCCAGCGGUCAUUGGGGCGUACCGCGCCGCGGCGGGGGACUUUGUCGAAGCUCUUCCCUAUUGCCUCCUUCGCUGCAGGUCGCAGUUCAUCCGGGAUGCGAACAGCAAUCCUGCCGACUAUGACGAGAACUAUGCACGCGCAAUCGCUUGCGAGGUUCUGGCUCGUCGUAUAGUGCACCUCUCGCCGCCGGAUAGGAUCCGGGUGGUCAUGUCGACGCGCUUCAGGCACCUUGAGUCCGACGGUGACGAGAGCGACAUGUCCAGUGCUCUGGAGCUGGCGAUUGACACGAACUGCACGAUUUUCCUGUCUUCGUCGGAGGCGCAAGAUGUCAUCAUGGCGCUCUGGCGCGGCGAGCUUGUGCAGCAAAACAACGAGCAGCAUGAUAUCGACUACGUGCCAUAUAGUGAGACUCGCGAAGCCACCUUCUGGGGUCACUUCCAUGCAUCGAGGCUCUCUGUUCCUCGAUUCCAGAAUAUGUUCCGCAUAUUCAUAUGGCUUUUCUUCCUGCUAGCGUACUCACAAGCAGUGCGUGAGCCGCUCGAGAAGCUACAUUCCGAAAGCAUGCCUUUGGAUGAAUGGGAGGUCGUCCUCUAUGUGUUUGCCGUCUCGUUCUGUUUGGAAGGUACAUCAAAUCUCUACUCAUCUCUUCUACAAUUCUUCAAGCUCCUCCGCUUCGCCACCUGGCGCGCCUUCACCUUCUGGAAUGUGGUCGCUAUCAUCACGGAUGCCCUGCUUGUCACUGCUCUGGCCUUGCGUAUAAUGAGCUUGACGCUGGAAGGCGACAAGAUGGUUGCAAUACGCGUGCGGACGUUCCAAGUGCUCAGUUAUGCUGCACCUUUAUUAUGGUGCCUCAUCACUGUAUUUGAUGGCUACAAGUAUAUCGGAACAAUGCAGAUCUGUGUUGCUCGCAUGCUGCAGGAGUCUGGGAUCUUCUUUGCGCUUCUCUCGGUGCUCGCCCUCGGCUUCGCACAGGGUCUGUACGCAGUCGAUGCAGCGGAUGGUCAAGUCGAGGAUCCGUCAACGGUCGUCAAUGUCCUGGUUCAAGCAUUACUCCAAUCGCCGAAUUACGAGAUCUUUGAGCAUAGCCCAGCGAGUCUUUGGCUUUACUACCUUUGGAACGUUGUCACUGCCGUUGUGCUCCUCAACGUGCUCAUUUCCCUUUUUUCUUCGGCCUACGAGGACGUGAUCGACAACGCGGAGGCACAAUACUUGGCGUUCUUCUCUGCUAAGACGGUGGGCAUGAUCCGUGCGCCCGACCACUACGUGUACCCGCCACCGACGAAUCUGAUCGAGAUUUUCUUCAUCGCGCCCUUUGAGCUGCUCGGCCUCAGCAAGGAGAAAUAUGCGAAGCUCAACCGCAUCGUCAUGUCUGCCCUGUUCUGCCUCCCUCUCGCGCUCAUCGCAUUGUACGAGUCGGGCUCAAUCGUCCAGAAAAACCAGUGGAUGAAGGACUGGCUGGCGGGCCCCGAUGCGAUUGAUGAUGAGUCCCCGGAGGCUCGCGAUCCCCAGGUCGACGACGAAGAGGGCAUCAUCAGCAAGGUGCCGUUUGAGGAGCUGAUCAAGGUGUUCCCGAAUACGCGGCAGUCGAGCGAGGCGACCAUCUUAAAGGAAGUCGACGAGCUUAGGAAGAAGCUGGACCUCAUUUUGCAACGUCUGGACCCGGCGUCGUCGGGGUCGACACUGAGGACGCAGGCGCAGUGA
This is a messenger RNA of Schizophyllum commune H4-8, 1890 nucleotides long. RefSeq lists its product as uncharacterized. The coding region runs from base 1 to 1890 and encodes 629 amino acids. The transcript has 21 exons. The record is from RefSeq and is a predicted model, not a curated record. Lineage: Eukaryota; Fungi; Basidiomycota; Agaricomycetes; Agaricales; Schizophyllaceae.